This is a messenger RNA of Argentina anserina (silverweed cinquefoil), 726 nucleotides long. Its product is annotated as F-box protein CPR1-like. NCBI's taxonomy places the organism in Eukaryota, Viridiplantae, Streptophyta, Magnoliopsida, Rosales, Rosaceae. The record is from RefSeq and is a predicted model, not a curated record. Gene Ontology annotation, molecular function: protein binding.
AUGUGGAACGACUGCUAUGAGUUCAUGUGUCUACGUAGCCCUCAAUCCAUCUCUAUGCCUUGUCUGCCCAUUUCUCAUGUCUUCACAAAUUGGCUCCAAUCUCUCCCUCAACAACUCAUACCCGACAUCCUCAUUAGACUGCCAAUCAAAUCCUUGCUCAGAUUCACCUCUGUUUGUAAAUCAUGAAACUCCAAUAUCAAAGAUCCAACCUUUAGCCGUACCCACCUCACCCGCACUCUCAAUUCCAAUCACCAAAACCUGCUGUUAUUCCACAAUUUCCCAUUUCUGGGUUUAAACAAGACUCUUACCUUACAUUCUGAUGACACUGCUUUUACUGAGCACUGUAAGAUUGAGUUUCAUGUUGCUCUUAAGGAAAUGAUUAUGAUGAAGAGUCCCUGUUUUCGUGUUGUGGGUACUUGUGAUGGGCUGGUUCUCCUCUCUGAUGAUAUAUGCCUUGAUACUGACAACUUUGUUUUAUGGAACCCUGGUAUAAGAAAGUAUGUUGUCCUUCCUAAGCUCACUGUAAGGAUUUCGACACGCGGUGAGUUAAAGGCUUGCAUUGGUCUGGGUUAUGAUGCUGUAAAGAAUGACUAUAAGGCUGUGAGAGUGACUUCUCUUGUGAAUCAACCUGAUCACUACCCCAGGGGUAUGGUUCAGUACUAUUCGCUGUCACUGGCCAUGGGCAUACUUCGUGUUCUUCCUCCAUGUAUGGCCAAAUUGGAGUAG